Molecule: messenger RNA, 516 nt
Organism: Triticum urartu
Lineage: Eukaryota; Viridiplantae; Streptophyta; Magnoliopsida; Poales; Poaceae
Source: RefSeq, a predicted model, not a curated record
AUGGAUCAGCUCGAGGAGUCGUUUCUGGAUGAGUGUAGGAUCGGCCCUUUAGAAUUUUUAAACAUGUUUUGUAUCUUCAAAAAAAUUGAUCUCGUUGAUCUCACCCGAGGCCGGAUCCUAUGCAAGUCUUCCCCUCGACAGGAGGAUGCGCCGUCGCCGCAGGAGGCCAACCCGGGCGGUAGCAUGAUGUUGAGCGAUCUCCUCUUCUACGCCAGCGAGAGCGCGGCAGAGGCCAGGAGAGGCCCGAUGGAUGUGGCGCCGUUCCGGGUCCAGCUUGCCCCCAUGCCGACGGCAGCACCUCUGCACCGGCCGCACGAGGAGUUCAACUUCGACUGCCUCAGCAAAGUGUGCAAUCCUUACAGGAGCUGCGUCGGAGGCCGUGUCCCAGCUGGGGUCGUCCACGCGACCGGCAUGGCGCUCGCUCAGUAUCCCCUCCACCACGCCAUGGCGGAGCGUGAGACGAGCGGCGGUAAGCUGCAUUGCGGUGGUGGGUCGUCGUCGUCGCCGGACGAUUGA